CGGCAGUUGGAUUGGACCGCCGAUUGAACAAGGAGAUGAAGCUGCUCAAGAGAAACAUCAGUGAGAAGGAUGGCACGGGCUCCGUGACCCUGCGCGCGGAGGAACCUGAAGAUAUGUGGCAUGUAUUCAACUUGAUUCAUAAAGGAGACGUGCUAAAGACGACCACCGUGCGCAAAGUCGUCAAGGAGGGCGCUACAGGGUCAACUUCCAGUCAGCGCCUUCGCAUGAGCCUUGCUCUAGAAAUCGACCACAUCGACUUUGAUCCGGCCAAAUGCUUGCUUCGCAUCAAGGGUAUCAACGUCGAGGAAAACCCGCAUGUUCGCAUGGGAGCGUCGCACACGACCGAUCUCGAACUCAACAAGGACUUCACAUUGAAGAAAAACUGCUGGGAUCUCAUGUCCAUCGAGCGCAUUGAGACCGCAUGCAACGUAGCCAAGCAAGCCGAUGUCGCAGCGGUCGUCAUGCAAACUGGCCUUGCGCACCUGUGCUUGAUCACAAGUCACAUGACGGUCAUCCGCGCCAAGAUCGAGAGCAGCAUUCCGCGCAAGCGCCCUGGGAACACAUCGCAUGCUAAGGGAGUUGAACGUUUCUACGACAACAUCGUCCAGAGUCUGAAGCGCCAUAUCGACUUCAACUUGGUCAAAUGCGUGCUUCUGGCGAGUCCUGGCUUCGUCAAGGACGAUUUCCUCAAAUACAUGCUUGACUACGCCAUCCGCACUGACGACAAGGUCAUUCUCGAGAACAAGGCGCGCUUCAUCCUCGUCCACGCGUCAUCGGGGCACAAGCACGCCCUCGACGAAGUCCUGGCCGACCAGAAAGUCAAGGUCCAGCUGGAGGACACAAAGGCUGCAGGGGACGUGAAGUGCCUUGACACGUUUUUUGAGAUGCUGCACUCGGACCAAGACCGCGCUUACUACGGCUACAAUGUACGUCCGAGGAAGAUGGUAGUGACGUGGGAGGCUGAUGGGAGGUACAGCAUGUCGUUCGCGCGAACGACCAGAACGCGGUGGAAACUCUCUUGAUCGCGGACUCGUUGUUCCGGUCCCAGGACGUGCAGACACGACGCAAGUACGUCACGCUGGUCGAGAAAGUUCGCGAGAACGGCGGCCUAGUUCGCGUCUUCAGCAGCUUGCAUGUGUCGGGUGAGAAACUCGCCCAGUUGAGCGGGAUCGCGGCGAUUCUGCGAAUGCCGUUACCCGAACUGGAAGAAGACGGCGACUCCGACGACGAUAACGACAUCGCAGCUGACGUUCUAGCGACCGCAGACAGCACAGUUGGCGACCUCGACGACCUCGAGUACAUUUAACGGCCUAACAGCGACAUUGCACCUCCUCCAGGCAAUCAUGCUGAGAACGACCGGCAUGUACAUGAGAUCACGCGUGAACCUUUCAUGCACUUGGACUGCUGCCAGAUGCAAGAGAGACGGCAAGCAUCGACUCACUUGGACUCGCGGUCUUAUCACGCUCUCUCUCCCUAGGACGUCCGUCGGCCUCUGAUUGAAAGUUGCCGAGUUGAACAAAUCACCAAGGGAGUAUUUUAUCUAUUGAUAAGGGUAAUCGAAUAUGGAGUUACAA
Messenger RNA from Aphanomyces invadans, 1574 nucleotides. RefSeq names its product mRNA surveillance protein pelota, variant 2. Bases 36 to 1022 code for a protein of 328 amino acids. Lineage: Eukaryota; Oomycota; Saprolegniomycetes; Saprolegniales; Verrucalvaceae. The record is from RefSeq and is a predicted model, not a curated record. Gene Ontology annotation, biological process: ribosome disassembly; RNA surveillance; nuclear-transcribed mRNA catabolic process, non-stop decay. The transcript is spliced from 5 exons. Gene Ontology annotation, cellular component: cytoplasm.